This is a messenger RNA of Magnolia sinica, 540 nucleotides long. Its product is annotated as serine/arginine-rich splicing factor SC35-like. Lineage: Eukaryota; Viridiplantae; Streptophyta; Magnoliopsida; Magnoliales; Magnoliaceae. The coding region runs from base 1 to 540 and encodes 179 amino acids. The transcript has a single exon. Gene Ontology annotation, molecular function: RNA binding. The record is from RefSeq and is a predicted model, not a curated record.
AUGCAAGGUAGUGCCAGAGCCAGCAGCUCCAGUGAAGAUUUCGAAUGGUGGAUUGCGCAUAAGAGGGUUCCAUCUACAGUUGUAACCAGUCCCCCUCUCUCAAGUAGAAACCCUCCCUCCAAUGUUACCACGGGUUUUCUAAAGGGUACGUCACCCAACACCAGAGAUUUCAGCCUCUUUAUUCAUAACAUCACUUUCGAUACUUCUAGCGAAGAUCUAUUUCGGAUUUUCAGUAAAUACGAAAAGGUGCUCGAUGCAUAUAUCCCCUUCUUCCCUUAUUCCUUGACACCUAGGGGUUAUGGUUUCGUCAGAUUUCGGUAUGAACAGGAAGUGAAAAAUGCCAGGGAGGUUUUCAAUGGCAGAAGGAUUGAUGGCAGAAUAGUAGAGGUGAGAUGGGCUAAAAAGAAGGAGCCACCCGAUAGAUCUACAAAAACCAACCACUGCUAUGGGCAAGGGCAACAGCAUCAUCCCUCAAACCCUCCUGAAGGAAGAGACAGAAACCUCUCCAGCCCCUCAACACCUCUUUUUCGGAAGUUCUGA